Porites lobata is the source of this 796-nucleotide messenger RNA. Lineage: Eukaryota; Metazoa; Cnidaria; Anthozoa; Scleractinia; Poritidae. The record is from the annotation of a GenBank genome assembly.
AUGAGGAAAGCACAGGGAAAGAAGGACGACUACUCGCGUUCUAUCGAGAAACAGGCCCCUGGUUUCAAGUGCUUAUCCGGCCAGACAGAAAGCAAUCAGAAGAAAGUAAAUCUUAAACACGACGAGAUUAUGACACUGGUAUUGUUUUUAAAGUUGUAUUCCAUGAAUUUUGCUGUUGCAGGUAAGGUGACUGCGAGCUGUAAAGGGCCUAAAGUGUGUGAUGGGCAAUAAUUCAAAAGCCAACUUUUUAAAAUUUUCGCCACCUUAUUAUGACACAAUAAUAAAUUACAGAAAUUCGUUAGAAUAUGGCAAGAAAGCCCAAAGAAACCACGAGGCUUAUACAACGAGUGCUUUCCCUACUAAAUUACAAAAGAUAAACUUAAUUUCAAUUUAAUUGAACGGCAAAGGCAGAGAAACUAUAAUACGAAGGAAUGAGGUAUCAAAAAAAAGAGAUAAAUAAAAAAUAAAGACAAGCCCUUACUCUAUGCUGACCUAUUCCUGAAGUCAAUCGAUGUCUUUUUACGAGUCAACGACGACAACGAGCGCCAGUUUUAUAAUCUGGGUGUUAUUGUUCUUUCAGGUCAUUCUUCAUUGACCCUUAAAGAUUUUUACCAGUUUCCUUCCUGUAGUAAAAGAAAAACAAAACAAUAUCUCUUUCCACGGGCUGGGUCCAGACCGGCUUCUUCCGUUCUUAAUACGGAAGAAACCGGUAGAAAGAAAGAGAAAGAAGGGGUGGGAAAGAGGGAAGAAGCUUCCACGAGUCUCCUGUAGCUCAGUGGUAGAGCGUCUGGACUAG